Molecule: messenger RNA, 1185 nt
Organism: Paramecium sonneborni
Lineage: Eukaryota; Ciliophora; Oligohymenophorea; Peniculida; Parameciidae
Source: the annotation of a GenBank genome assembly
AGAUGAAUUAUUAACAAGAGAAAAGAACAUCAGUAAUAAGAUAAGAUAAUGUAAGAGCCUCAAUAAGUUAACCAAUAUAAUCCCCUUAAAGAUAAGAAGUUGUAUAAACAAAUGAGAGACAUACUGGAUGUAUAGAGAGAAUGAGAGUACUUACUUAAGAAUUGUAAAGAAUGACAGAAGCACUAAGAUUGAAAAAUUAAGAAUUCAUAUAUUUGUAAUAAGAAUACUAAUAUAUUAAAUAAAAUUAGGUAGAAUAUUCAUAAAUAUAUAUUAAAGUCAAUGAAUUAAGGUAACGAAGACUUAAUUUAAAAAUUAUAAAUGGAAAAAUAGAAGUUAGAGUAAUUUAAAUAAAUGAAAGAUUAAUAAUUAGGCGAAUUAGAAAAUGAAUUAAAUAAAGUACAUAAAGAUUUAAAGGAGGAAAGGUUAUAAAAACUUGAAUAUGUUAAUCGUUAUUAAAAACAGUGCGAUGAAGUAGUAAGAUUGUAAAAAGAAUUAGAAAUAGCAAAUUAAUAGCAAGCGAAUCCAAACGAAAUUGAUUAAUUGCAUAAUCAUAUUGAUGAUUUAGAACAUGAAAAUGAAGAAUUAAAAUAAAAGUUGAAUAAUCUUACUAAUAAAUUAUAACAGUAGCAAUAAUAAAUUACCUUAUUAGAAGAUUAACUAACACAAUAAUAAUAAUCAUCAUUCCAACCACAGAAAUUACCACCUUCAGGACCUACCACUUAUUAAAUGCCCUAAAUGUAAUAUUAAUAAUAGCUCUAACCACAAACCUCAAAUUAUUAAAAAACUACAACCUACACUAUAGAAAGUAAAGGAACUAAUAAACCAACUGAAGUAAAGAAAUAAGUAGUAUCCACAGUUAAUGGAAAAACUAAUGUUUAUGAAUACUCUUCUUAAUAAGAUCCUCUUAAUAAUAAAGAAUCUAUUAACACUAAAUUAGAUUAAAUUAAUUAAAAAUUCAACUAGAAUUUUGAAGUGAGAAAUUCUCAACUCUAAAACAAUUUAUCUGCUUCUUAAUUAUAACGAGGAUCUAAAUAUCUACCUGAAACUUACCAAAAAGAAUUCACUGAAUUCAAAAGCAAAAUUGAAAAUAAGCCUGUCACAGAGUAUAAAACCACAACUGUUACCAAAACAAACAAUAAAUAUUAAAAAUAUUGAAGAAUAUUAAAAUAUUCAGUAUAUUAUGCC